Mesocricetus auratus (golden hamster) is the source of this 4142-nucleotide messenger RNA. It is a transcript of the gene Slc1a4, whose product is annotated as solute carrier family 1 member 4. Lineage: Eukaryota; Metazoa; Chordata; Mammalia; Rodentia; Cricetidae. Gene Ontology annotation, cellular component: plasma membrane. The transcript has 8 exons. The coding region runs from base 262 to 1854 and encodes 530 amino acids. The record is from RefSeq and is a predicted model, not a curated record. Gene Ontology annotation, molecular function: symporter activity; L-alanine transmembrane transporter activity; L-aspartate transmembrane transporter activity. Gene Ontology annotation, biological process: L-serine transport; L-glutamate transmembrane transport.
AUCUCGAGCCCGCGGCGUCUCUGAAAAGAAGGCUGGGCGCGGUGCGGCGCGGUCCUGCUCUGCCUCACCUCAAGCCGACGACCCCACGUCUCUCCUCGGCUUGCUGGAAACUGUCCCCGGAGGGGACCCGCGGAGCUCCCGAGCCGCAGCUGGCGCGGCCGCCGCCGUGUCCUCCCGAUCCAUUCAUUGGAAGCCUGGUCUUCCCUCCCGAGUCCAGUGUCCCUUGCAUGCUGGCUGCAGCUUAGGGCGGCGGGCAGCGACAUGGAGAAGGGUUGCAGCGAGACCAACGGCUACCUCGACGGCACCCAGGCGGAGCCCGAAGCCCGGCCCGAGAUAGCGGCUGGCAGAGGGCGGCGCUGCGCGGACUUUUUUCGGCGCCAGGCGCUGGUGCUGCUCACUGUGUCCGGGGUGAUCGUGGGCGCCGGCAUGGGCGCGGCGCUGCGCGGGCUGCAGCUCACCCGCACUCAGGUCACCUACCUGGCCUUUCCCGGCGAGAUGCUUCUCCGCAUGCUGCGCAUGAUCAUCCUGCCGCUGGUGGUUUGCAGCCUGGUGUCGGGCGCCGCCUCCCUGGACGCCAGCUCCCUCGGGCGUCUGGGAGGCAUCGCGGUGGCUUACUUCGGCCUCACCACGCUGAGCGCCUCUGCGCUCGCCGUCGCUUUGGCGUUCAUCAUCAAGCCAGGGGCGGGCGCGCAGACCCUCCAGUCCAGCAGCCUGGGGUUGGAGGACUCGGGGUCUCCUCCGGUCUCCAAGGAGACGGUGGACUCUUUCCUCGACUUACUAAGAAACCUGUUUCCUUCCAAUCUUGUGGUUGCAGCGUUCUCUACGUCUGCAACCAACUACACGGUGGUGGCCCAUAACACCAGCUUGGGGAACGUGACCUACGAGAAGGUCCCCAUUGUCAUCAAUAUUGAGGGAAUGAACAUUUUAGGACUGGUCCUUUUUGCCCUGGUAUUGGGAGUAGCUCUAAAGAAGCUAGGCCCCGAGGGAGAAGAGCUCAUCCGGUUCUUCAAUUCCUUCAAUGAGGCGACGAUGGUGCUGGUGUCGUGGAUUAUGUGGUACGUACCCAUAGGCAUCACCUUCCUGAUUGGAAGCAAGAUUGUGGAAAUGAAGGAUAUCGUCACGCUUGUGACCGGCCUUGGGAAAUACAUCUUCGCAUCUAUCUUAGGCCAUGUCAUUCACGGAGGGAUUGUCCUGCCUCUUGUCUAUUUUGCUUUUACACGAAAAAACCCAUUCAAAUUCCUCCUGGGCCUCCUCACGCCAUUCACAACGGCCUUUGCUACGUGUUCCAGCUCGGCAACCCUUCCGUCUAUGAUGAAGUGCAUCGAAGAGAACAACGGCGUGGACAAGCGGAUCAGCAGGUUCAUCCUUCCCAUUGGGGCCACCGUGAACAUGGAUGGGGCAGCCAUCUUCCAGUGCGUGGCGGCAGUGUUCAUCGCCCAGCUCAACAAUGUGGACCUGAACGCAGGACAGAUUUUCACCAUUCUAGUGACUGCCACGGCAUCCAGUGUUGGAGCGGCAGGUGUGCCAGCUGGGGGAGUCCUCACCAUUGCCAUUAUCCUAGAGGCCAUUGGAUUGUCCACAGAUUACCUCUCUCUGAUCCUGGCUGUGGACUGGAUUGUGGACCGGACGACCACUGUGGUGAACGUGGAAGGGGAUGCCCUGGGGGCCGGCAUCCUCAACCACCUGAAUCAGAAGGCCCUGAAGAAGGGCGCGCAGGAGCUGCAGGAAGUGAAGGUGGAAGCCCUUCCCAAUUGCAAAUCUGAGGAGGAGACGUCGCCCCUGGUGACACACCAGAACCAGGCAGGCGCUGUGGCCGUCGCUCCAGAACUGGAAUCCAAGGAGUCGGUGCUGUGAUGGGGCUGGGUGUCGGGCCAGCCUCCUAGUUACCAGCAACCCACCCUGGUAGCCUACCGCAUCAUUUAGACAUGGGCGUGGCCCUCAGAGACUUUUCGUCUCCCAAGCAAUGCUCUGGCCCAGUCACCAAUUUGAGGUGAUCCCUCAGAACAGGCACUGGGCUCCUGGGCCAGGACUGAUGACUGAGGACAAAACACUCUGACAUUUGUCUUGACCUAAGUGGAGCUGUAGAUACAUCUUCAAUCUAUUUGGAAGCACCCCCACCCCUGAGCUGCCAGGCCUGGGGGGAUUCCAGGGUCUUGGAGGCCUGGGGGUAAAGGUCAGGGGAAUGCGGAUGUAUUCUUCGUUGUCCCCAGCUAACGCUGCGUCUGGUGCUUUCUGGGCAAACCAGAGCGGUUUAUAAUUGUCACUCACACUGUCUCAUCAACAGUAGGCAUUGAAGAAGCCCCCAGAUUCUUAGACUGGGCUGGAAUCUGAUGAGCCAGCACUCAUGUUAAGGAAUUGUACUCCACCUGUCUGGGUGACUUCCAAGGGACCGGAGGUGCUGCCCGGGUGUCAAGUAAGAUUUACUCCAGGUGGGGGUAAGCACAGCUGGGGUCCCAGCUUGAGCAAGCCCCUUCCAGUUCUGAGGUUGGGGAGAGAUGAGGGAGCAUCCUAAUUAGGACAAGACGGGAUUGUUCCCAUCCGAGACCCAAGGCACUCUUCUGCCUCCUUCCGAGGCUGGAGCCUCUGUCAGCACUUCCUGUCUGUUUCCAUUCUGAUUUGGCAACAGGCCCUAAGAUGUCUUUCUCUUGGGGGGCGGGGGCAGUCAUUGCAUUGCUGACCCAUAUUGACUGGUCAGUGUAUUACUACAGUUUGACUAGGUCCUCCCUAAAGCACUGCAGAGCAACGAAAUAAUAUACUCCCCCAAUGAACGCGUGCACUAACUGAGGGGGGGGGCUCUGUGCACAGGCCCUGGCUUCGGUUCCCAAAGUGUCUGGCCUGUGGUAAAUCUCCCGAGUCUGAUGCUACCUGCCUCUUACCUACUUCAUUGCGAUCUGGUAAGGCAAGCUGUAAAUCUGUGGAAACUACCAUUUUGCUUCUUGAAAGUCAAAUUCAGCCAGGCUGUGUGGCGCACGCCUUUAAUCCCAGAACUCGGGAGGCAGAGGCAGGAGGAUCUUUGUGAGUUCGAGACCAGCCUGGUCUACAAGAGUGAGUUCCAGGACAGCCUCCAAAACUACAGAGAAACCCUGUCUCGAAAAACAAACAAACAAACAAACAAAAAAGUCAAGUCAAAUAUCUGUAAGCGCCCAGUGUACCCAGGAGACAGCUUUCUCCGUGGAGGCUGCCUGCUGGUUGGUAGGAGUGGCUGUCCUGAACAGGACUGUGUUCUCAUCACACUUCAGAGCUUGCGUUCUGAAGAGUCGGGUGACAUUCCAUGCAGCCUCGUCCCUGGGGUGCUACCCACCCUCUACCCAUUGUGACAGUCCCACCUAUAACAGGAGACUGAGCCCCUGAGCCAUUGGUCCCCGUCCUCUUGCUUUCCCUGGUGUGUGUACUGCCCCACGUACUCGGGACAGGCCGUGAGGGGCUGGGGACGUUUCCAGGAGGAACAGAGCCCAAAGUGUGAAGGCUCAGCUCUUUAAACCAGCAGAGCCACUCCACUCUGCUGUGGGGCCAGCAGUGACCACAUACCAGGGAGAGAGUGGCCAGACCUUGUUGCCAACACUGUUUUUAAUGGGAUAUCAGUCCCACGGGCUGAUUACGAAUGAGCAUUUGGUAUUUUUUAAGUUUCAGUGAAUCUUUUCCUCAAGUAUUUACAUAUAUUUUAUGUAUGGGGUGUGUGUGUGUGUGUGUGUGUGUGUGUGUGUGUGUGUGUGUGUGUGUGUGUGUUUUAACUCCAAGCAAGUUUGAGUUUGGGUAAUAGAAAACUAAACUACAUAUUAUGUUGUUGACAUCCCGAUAUUCCUGUUUCUAAAGAACCUUAUUACGCAGGGAUUGGACCUGGACGGCGAACUGGUUAGACACUCGGGUCCCAAACUGGACCCUCAGUAAGUAGUGCUGCCAUGGUCUGGAGGAGGUUCUUCUUUGUGACCAACUUGCACCGUCCUCUUGGAGGACAAGAGGGGCCAGUGCCAUGCCUCCCUGAGCUCUGGCUCCGGGAGGAGUUGACGGAGUUGGGUAACGAGGAAGAUCCCACUGCAGCCGUCUGAAAUGUCUCCUUGCUGUCUUUCUAACAUUGUUCAUCUCUUGAUGUUUUGUGUAUGUGUGACACUUGCCUUAAAAUAUAGCACAGCCAUCAGAAGUGA